This is a messenger RNA of Mizuhopecten yessoensis (Yesso scallop), 1653 nucleotides long. Its product is annotated as galactose-3-O-sulfotransferase 2-like. Gene Ontology annotation, cellular component: membrane. The record is from RefSeq and is a predicted model, not a curated record. Lineage: Eukaryota; Metazoa; Mollusca; Bivalvia; Pectinida; Pectinidae. Bases 114 to 1337 code for a protein of 407 amino acids. Gene Ontology annotation, molecular function: galactosylceramide sulfotransferase activity. The transcript has 2 exons. Gene Ontology annotation, biological process: glycolipid biosynthetic process.
UUUUGUUACUAAAUAUGAGGAUGUUAUGAUACUAGAACAUACUUUUAAUAUGGGUUAUACUGAAGAUAUAUGAUCAAAUACAAGUAAAGUGGAAUGAAAUCGUGUUUGUGAGAAUGCCCCGCUUCUGGUUUUGGGUGAGACUUCUUGGUCUUGCGGCUCUGGUUUAUACACUACGAUGGUUGAUAUUCGAUACGAAACGUGUUGACAAGUAUGGAGGCUUUCCGAGGUAUAUGAGGGAGGACCACCAUAGAUUUGACCAAUUCUGUUUAAGCAAAACAAAAGAUGAUACUUUCGUGGAAAUUGAAUCGAAUAGAAGACAAAUAGAUAAACCGGAAGCACGUCAUAUUGUAUUUCUGAAGGUUCACAAGGCAGCUAGUUCUACAGUUCAAAAUAUCUUUUUACGGUUUGGUGCUAUAAGAGAUCUCGUAUUUAUGCUACCAAAGAGUAACAGCAAUGUGAUUAGUCUGACUAAUUCUGUAUCCGAGCAAAAUGUUCUGCGUUCUCCAACCGGGAAAGUGUAUGACAUACUUUGUUGUCACGUGAUUUAUAACAAAUCUGCAAUGCAGACUUUUAUGCCCAAGGAUACAGUUUACGUAGGUAUAGUCCGACAUCCCUUUGAACAAUUUCUCUCCACUAUCAACUACUUUCGCCCAGUGGAAUUUUUCAACAUUGCAGGACCUCAUAAGGCGAAAACAUUCUUGCGUAAUCCAACAAAAUACGUUUCCAGAGCUGGCAUAGGGAAUUUCCUGGACAAUAGAAUGGCUUAUGAGUUUAACUUUCCGCGCACGUUAUUUAUCGAUAGAACUGAAGAUGAAAUACAAACAUAUCUAAGGAAACUCGAUCAGGAAUUUACCAUUGUGUUAGUAGCAGAUUACCUGGACGAAUCUAUCAUUCUGAUGCGAAGACUACUAGGCUGGAAGUUAAAGGAUAUACUACAUGGACGUGUUAAUACGGGAAAACGCCGGUCCGCAAAAGUACCAAAGAUGGAAACGAUCACCAAAGAACUUCAUAAGCAUUGGGCUGAAUUGGACUAUGCUUUAUAUGACUACUUUUCCAAACGUCUUUUCGACAGAAUAAAACUAGAAGGGCCAGGGUUUCAAAGCGAGCUGCUUUAUUUCAAACGGGUCCAAAGAGAUGUACAGUCAUUUUGUUUCAACACUUACAUUUAUAAUAUAAAUGUACGAGAAAGUAUUGCAAUUAAUAAGUCACCGUGGAACGAACGAUUUGAAAUAACAAGUCUUGACUGUAUAUAUAUGAAUAUUAAUGAGAACAUUUUCAUUCAAGAAGUACGUCAUCGACAAUAUUUACGCCAAUCACUUACAAAUUCGACCGUUUGAAUUUUUUCUCCUAUCUGAAGAGAUAUUAACAGUAUGUGAAUAAGAUCGAAUGAUGAGGAUUUACCUCCUAGUUCCAGUUAUAAUCAAGCACGGGGACAACCAUUGGGUAAACAGAUCUAAAUGAUUUAGAUUGAUUGGUGGGGCAUUCCGUCCUUGUUUUCGUAAAAACAAAGCCCUGGACAAAUGAAUAUGUAAUUGAGUAAAAAACGGAAAAAAUUGUGUCAUACUUAUGUAUUAUGAACAAAACACUCUUGGGUCUGAAUCGCUCACCUGGUAUUAAUCUCACAAGUGUAAUAUUAAAAAUGGACUAAAAUAC